AUGAAGUUCACCACUGCUGCUCUCGCCCUUCUCCCCGCAACUCUCACCGUUGCUGCCCCGGCCGCUACCUCUGGCUACGCUGUCCCCAGUGUCCUUAAGAUCCAUGAUAUCAAGACCAACUUGAACAAGCCUAGCACUUUCACUAGCACAGUCCGCAAUGGCAACCAAGAGACAUCUACUCUUUACGACAUCCCCAUUCCCGCCGCGGCUGCUGGGCGCACCUGCGGGCUCGUGUUCACCGCAACGGCCGCGGAUGAUCUCCAGGGCACUCGUUCUAUCGAUUUCUUCAAGAAUCUUUUCACGGAUCUGAACUCGUUGACCUCGGGCAACCGCCGCGACCAGGGUAUCUCUCGCAACAAGUUCAACCCUGCCACCGGCAACUACGACUUCGUGCGCAGCGACGUAACUCCCACCGUCGAAGCCUUCCCCUGCCCUGCCGGCAAGGUCCUCCACUGGGAGGCCGCCGCCGUCGGCGACUUCGACAUCAACAACGUCCCACAGGACUUUGCUUACGAUGGCGUCCACGUGCCUCACGGACUCAGCGUUCGCUGGUGGUAA
Molecule: messenger RNA, 558 nt
Organism: Xylaria bambusicola
Lineage: Eukaryota; Fungi; Ascomycota; Sordariomycetes; Xylariales; Xylariaceae
Exons: 1
Coding region: 1-558 (185 amino acids)
Source: RefSeq, a predicted model, not a curated record